Messenger RNA from Helicoverpa zea (corn earworm), 1886 nucleotides. RefSeq names its product serpin-Z4-like. Gene Ontology annotation, molecular function: serine-type endopeptidase inhibitor activity. NCBI's taxonomy places the organism in Eukaryota, Metazoa, Arthropoda, Insecta, Lepidoptera, Noctuidae. The transcript is spliced from 2 exons. The record is from RefSeq and is a predicted model, not a curated record. Bases 457 to 1710 code for a protein of 417 amino acids.
AUUGUAAGUAAAUGUCAAUGUCCUCGUCAAUAGCCAGGAUUAAGGAUGUUUGCUCGGCAGUUCAACGAUUGAACCAAAAAAAGUAUCAUAAUCGCCGAUUAUAACCUACGUAAAGAAAUGUUAUUCAAUUUUUUUGUAGCUCGUUGAGGUAGGUCAAUGCAUCAAUACGAUAAAUUAGGCAGAAACCCUAAAUAUUUAAGAGCCAUCAAAUACUUGAAAACCUCUUCAAAAGGAUUUCAACAAUUAAUUAAAAUCGAUCAGAGCAAAAAACUAUAUUAUAUUGGAAGCCGUCCAAUUAAAGUGGACGAUUUAGCACUUUUAUUUUAAAAAAUCGAAUCAAAACGAAUGCGAAAUAAUAACUUCACUUAAUCAAGUGCAACCAAGAUAUAAAAGAGUAAAAUUUUGAAGGGCAGCCAGUACUUCAUUCACUUAAAUCUGAAUAAGACGUGUAGAAAAAUGCGUGUGUUUAUUUUCGCUAUACUAGUAGCCUGUGCGGGAUUCUGUGUCUCGACUCCGAGACCACAUAACUUCGAUUUAAAAGGAACUCAUUUGCUAGAACCCUGCAAUGUUCACAUUGAUGUCUCGCACGAUUAUCGCUCUGAUCUCUACGAAUUUGCGAUAUCAAUGUACAGAGCAGUGUCUGCAAGGAAAGAGAUCAAUUUCGUGUAUUCUCCACUCUCAGUCUGGAUCAUGCUAGCAGGUUUAGCUGAAGGCUCAGACCCCUACACCCAGCAACAGUUGUUCAGUCUUCUAAAACUUCCCUACGAUGCUUGUACCCGUCAGAAGUAUUACCAAUACGCUGGUUCUCGUCUUGUCCCAUCUGAAGAUGUCAAAAUCAUAAGCAACCGUGUUCUGCUACUCGAUGCUGGCGUUACCCCUUACCCAACUUGGUAUGAUCUGGUGCUGAAAAACAAUAUAAUGGAUGUUUUAACCGCUCCUUUGCAUUACAAUCCAGUGGCGACGACAAACGAAUUGAGAAGGCUCCUGAAUGCACAUUUACCUAGUAUUAACUUGAAAGGAAAUUCAAUCCUUGUGGAUACUGUCGACUACAACGGGCUUUGGACUACAGAAUUCGCUGAUGCUAGGAUUGAGAGAGCUCCGUUCUACGACCAGUUAGGUAACGCAAUCGGAUUUGUGGAUCUCAUGAAAGUGACCAAACGCGCAAAGUUGGGAUACGUCAAAAGCUUGAAAGCAAAGGUUUUGGAGUUACCUGUCGGUGGAAAUGAGCAGUACAAGAUGAUUUUCGCGUUGUUCCCUGAAACAGACAAUGUGAGGAAUACUUUCAACUUGGUGACCAGCGAAAUUGUCUUCGAGAUGUUUGAUUCGUUUAAGGAAAGCAACGUGCCCGUUGAGAUUGCUAUCCCGCGCUUUGUGACCACUAAUGAACUGAAUAUAAGGACCGUGGUUGAAGAUUUUGGAGUCACUAGUUUGUGGACUGAUCCAGCUGCUACCAGGAACGUGUCCCACCCACCGGCGUUACCAAGCAGUUGGGUACAUCGAGCAACCUUAACCCUGGACAACCAUGGCAUCUACUCUUCACCAUUCGAAGUGCCACAAGCAACCCCAUACGUUGCCGAAGGACCAACAGGACUUGAUCCUAAAGUAGGCAAUGAGUUCAUAGCAGACAGGCCGUUCUUGUUCGCUCUGUUUGAUGAAGAAACUCUCACUUGUUUGGUAGCUUCCUCGUUUAGCGUGCCUACUUAUAAGUAGUCUGGGACAGAUUGAAAAAUUCUGGUUGGUUUCGUUUCGUUUUGGUGAUGGCUUGUUUUAAAUAUAUAACAAAAUAUUAUUAUUAAUAUACCUAAUGUUAUAUUUUCACAAUGGUGUUAUUUUUUUCGCAAAUUUUGUAACUAGGAUCAUUUUUUAAAAUAAAUAGUUUAUUAACA